Fusarium fujikuroi IMI 58289 is the source of this 384-nucleotide messenger RNA. RefSeq lists its product as uncharacterized. NCBI's taxonomy places the organism in Eukaryota, Fungi, Ascomycota, Sordariomycetes, Hypocreales, Nectriaceae. The coding region runs from base 1 to 384 and encodes 127 amino acids. The record is from RefSeq and is a predicted model, not a curated record. The transcript has a single exon.
AUGAGAUCCGGUCUCAAGGGGCUCCGUGAGCAGGAGUUCCGAUUGACAAAGGUGUCAGCGGGGAUCUGCAGGGUCGACAGGUUCACAAGAGUGAUCCCGGGCCAGGGUUUCAGGGCCACGGUGCUCCUGAUAGAAAGGUCGAGAAGCUGGGCGUUCUUAGGCAAGACCAAGAAGUUCAUUGGUCUGGAUGUUAUCAAGAGGAGACUAGAUUCAAGGAACGCCCACCACGGAGUUACGAAAGUCGAGAUUUCUCUGAAGCGACCUCCAGAUCAAGGAGCUCACUUCUCGAGGCUCAGUGGUCUGGAGAUCCCUGGGGUUAAGCUCCGACCGUUGUGCUCAGUAUUUGGAGGUCAGAAGUCUUGGCCUGAGCUUCGAGAGCUCUGA